AUGGCUUUCUAUCCCAUCCCCUUCAUUUGUAGUGCUGCUCCCUACAUCUCUCCAUACUCGUUCAUUCGUAGUGCUUCUCCCUACAUCUCUCCAUACUCUAGUAGCUCCAACAGCUCCUCGACUAGCGAUUCGCUUAGUCUCCUCAAUGGACCAGAGAGACCCGUCAAACAUCCCAAUCAGUUCCCCACCGACGAAGAGUCUGCAGUGGUUCAUCAGAAUCAUCAACAUUAUUCCACUUUGUAUGAGCAAUUCCUCGACCCCGAGCUGUUCAUCUCUCCCCCCGCACACACCUACUCCGCGCUCAUCCUCCCCCAACUCCGCACUCUUAUCCGAGACAUCGAGUCUACUGCGGAUACACAUUUGAUGCAACAUCUCCCCCACCUCCACUUCCUCCUCGGCCUCCUCUCGCCCCUCCCCGACUUCGGCCUCAUUGACCACAACCUCCCCGCGUUCCGAGCACACGUCGCAACCCACUUCUCCACCGCUCGCACCCAGGAAGAAGACCAUUACCACCCUCUGCUUGCCAUCCAGCCCGAGCCGGAAUUAAGAAUGGUCUUCAGAAUCUUCGAUGCGCGCUACAAUUAUGACUUUCCCCGUCGCGCAGCCUGUCUUAUCUACCCUGGUGAUUGUAAGCAUCAGCCUACUGAAGAAAUGGUCAGUGAGGGGGGUGUGGAUGGGGAUAGCGGGGAUUCUGCGCUGGUUUACAGACAGGGAUGGGGUAUGCAACCAAAGUAUAUUGUCACUGCUUCUUAUGCGGGGGAUGUGGGUGUACAAUAUCCAGUGUAUCAUUUUUGA
Botrytis deweyae is the source of this 795-nucleotide messenger RNA. RefSeq lists its product as uncharacterized. The record is from RefSeq and is a predicted model, not a curated record. NCBI's taxonomy places the organism in Eukaryota, Fungi, Ascomycota, Leotiomycetes, Helotiales, Sclerotiniaceae. The transcript has 2 exons. The coding region runs from base 1 to 795 and encodes 264 amino acids.